UUGAACCUACCCGGCAUCAAAUGCCACCUUCAACAUCAUUGCUGCUCCUCGCAGCACUUCUUCCAUUCGCUUUACCAGCAAGCGAUUGGAAGACUGGAGAAGUCACUGGAAAAGUCGUCGAAAAAUCAGAAUUCCCAUGCUACAGUCUGUCACGUGACAAUUACACAUGCUCAGCGUGCAUUCAAUAUCAUGAAUCUUGCGCGUGGUGUGGAGCACCGAUGUUCGACGAGAAGAAGCCAUAUGCCCGUUGUGAUAGCCGUGCCAAGCUCAUGGAACAUGGAUGUCCAAACAGUUAUAUCGAGGAUCCGGCCACAAAAUUGGAUAUCACUGAAGACAGUAAACUCUCCGAUCAAGGACAAGUUGAAUCUGAGGAAGAAGCCGUUCAGAUCAAACCACAGGAGAUGUACGUCGAAAUUCGGCCCAAAUCCCGUGUUCGUUUCAAUGUGACCUACCGUCAAGCCGUUGAUUAUCCAGUUGACUUGUACUAUUUGAUGGAUCUCUCAUAUUCCAUGAAGGAUGACAAACAGAAACUGUCCGAACUCGGAGACUUGCUCGCCGAACGAAUGAGAACUGUCACAAAGAAUUUCCGAUUAGGAUUCGGUUCAUUCAUUGACAAGAAACUUAUGCCAUUCAUCGAUCCACGAAUCGAAAAACAAUUAUCUCCGUGUCCAACACCAUGUGCAGAACCAUAUGGAUUCAAGCAUCAAAUGUCAUUGACGACGAACACGGCAAAGUUCAAGGCUGAAGUUGAUAAAGCUGAAAUUUCUGGAAAUUUGGAUGCUCCGGAAGGAGGUUUCGAUGCUGUUGUUCAGGCGUUGGCUUGUAAUAAAACCAUUGGGUGGCGUGAACGUGCUCGUAAAAUGAUCGUUUUCUCAACUGACGCUGGAUUCCAUUUCGCUGGAGACGGAAGAUUGGCAGGUGUCGUCGAACCAAAUGAUGGAACAUGUCAUUUAGAUAGAGAAGGAUAUUAUACUGAAACACUUAAUCAAGAUUAUCCAUCAAUUGCACUUCUUCAUCAAAUGAUCAAGGAUCGUAAGGCAAAUGUCAUUUUUGCUGUUACAAAGAACAAUCAGGAUUUGUAUACACAAUUGUCGAAUGCACUCCCAGAUGUUUCAUCGUCGGUUGGAGUUUUGGCUAAUGAUUCAAGAAAUAUUGUCGAUUUGAUUGAGAAGGAAUAUUUGAAAAUUAGUGAAAAGAUCAUUAUGGUUGAUAAUGCAAAUGCUUCAGAAGGACUCAAGCUCACUUACAGAUCUAUGUGUUUGGACGGAACCACACUGAAAGAUACCAAUGUUUGUGAGGGAAUUCGUGUUGGAGAUGAAGUUCAAUUCGAAGUAACCCUUGAAAAUACUCAUUGUAUCGAUAAACGUGAUUUUGUUCUCCGUAUCGGACCAUCUGGAUUGGAUGAGACACUUAUCGUUAAUGUUAAAGUUUUAUGCGAUUGUGAUUGUGAACGUCAAGACAGAAUUGUGACGAAUUCGGCUGAUUGUAACGGAGGAGAUAUGGUUUGUGGAGUUUGUCGAUGCAAAGGAGGAAAUGUUGGAAAAUAUUGUGAAUGUAAUAGACCUGGAAUGAGUACUGCUGCGCUCAAUGAAAAAUGCAAAAGAACUAACGAAUCAGCAAUCUGUGAGGGUCGUGGUGUGUGUAACUGUGGACGUUGUGAAUGUAAUCCACGUGCCAAUCCAGAAGAACAAAUCUCUGGAGAAUUCUGUGAAUGCGACAACUUCAAUUGCCCACGACACGAUCGUAAAAUCUGUGCAGAACACGGUGAAUGCAACUGUGGAAAGUGUAUUUGUGCACCUGGAUGGACUGGAAGAGCCUGUGAAUGCCCAAUUUCAACUGAUUCAUGCCUCUCUGCAAAUGGAAAAAUCUGUAAUGGAAAGGGUGAAUGUAUUUGUGGAAGAUGUCGAUGCUUCGAUUCGCCCGACGGAAAUCGAUAUUCGGGAGCGAAAUGCGAAAUUUGUCCGACGUGUCCGACGAAAUGUGUGGAAUACAAGAAUUGUGUAAUGUGCCAGCAAUGGCAGACAGGGCCACUUAAUGAGACCGCCUGUGAUCAGUGUGAAUUCAAAGUUAUUCCUGUUGAGGAAUUACCCAAUCUCAACGAAACUACACCCUGCCAAUUUGUGGAUCCAGCUGAUGAUUGUACAUUCUAUUAUCUCUACUAUUACGAUGAGGCCACAGAUAAUGCAACAGUCUGGGUCAGAAAACAUAAAGAUUGUCCUCCACCUGUCCCUGUGCUCGCAAUUGUGCUCGGAGUCAUUGCGGGUAUCGUAAUCCUCGGAAUUCUUCUCUUGUUGCUCUGGAAAUUGCUCACAGUACUUCAUGAUAGAUCCGAAUACGCUACUUUCAAUAACGAAAGGCUUAUGGCCAAAUGGGAUACGAACGAGAACCCAAUCUACAAACAGGCCACGACAACAUUUAAAAAUCCAGUAUACGCUGGAAAAGCCAACUAAAUAGUUUUUAUCCUUAUAUUUUAAUAAUUUUCCCAAAUUUUCUAAUAUGAAAGCUCAAUUUCUCCAUCCAAACAACUCGAAACGAGUAUUUAGCGAUAAAUUGUCACAUUCUUCUUUGUUUUAUUCAAAAAAUCUCCAUUUUUUUGUUUUUUUUUCCUUCAUCAAUUGUUCAUCACACUGCUUUUACCCCAUUCUAAAUACGGAUUUUUUUCUUCCUUCUCUAUAUAUUGACUUGCUUUAUAUUCAUCUUUCAUUGCCUUUUGUCCCUCUUAACACCGACCAACAACUCACACACUUCUUGUACUAUUUCCAAUUUUCAAUGGUGCUUUUAUUUUUGAACUAUCUUGUUCGAAUUUUUCAUGUAAUAUUAAUUUUAUAUGAAAAAAAUCUGAAAAAUU
Molecule: messenger RNA, 2848 nt
Organism: Caenorhabditis elegans
Lineage: Eukaryota; Metazoa; Nematoda; Chromadorea; Rhabditida; Rhabditidae
Gene: pat-3
Product: Integrin beta pat-3
Exons: 8
Coding region: 21-2450 (809 amino acids)
Biological process (GO): homeostatic process; positive regulation of cellular component organization; regulation of supramolecular fiber organization
Cellular component (GO): basal plasma membrane; M band; somatodendritic compartment
Source: RefSeq, marked reviewed